ACUUUAUAAUUUAUUAAUUAUUCUUCAUAUAGUUACAAAUACAGCUUAGAUUAUGUAUCUUCAUUAUAGAAUGAUUGAAUAAUAUAAGGAAUGUUGAAAUCAGUUUAUAACAAGUCAAGUACUGACAAACCAUCUUUCAAAAUUGCUGGUUCAGUUAGGUUUAUUAUAUUUGGUUUAGUAGUUUUACUCCAUUUGGGUUGUGAAGUUCCGAUUUAUAUUUCAAACUGGAAAAUGGAAUUAAAAGAAAUCGAUGGCAGUGUAUUAGAAGGCGGAGGUCAAAUACUCAGAUUGAGCAUAGCUUUUUCAUGCCUCUUUGAACAGCAUGUAAAAAUAUUUAAAAUAAGAGCCGGACGUUCAAGUCCAGGAUUGAAACCGCAACAUUUAGCUGGAAUUCAAUUAGUAAAACAAAUGUGUAAUGCAACUGUAACGGGAGACAAGCAAAAUUCAUGUGAAUUAAUAUUCAAUCCUAAAACUUUGAAAAUGGGAAAUUUUAAUUUAAAUAUUAAUCCACAAACUGCUGCGAGCAUCCCUUUGAUGAUUCAGUCAGUUUUGCCCGUUGCUAUAUUUGCCAAACACAAUUCAACGAUAAUCAUGAAGGGAGGCACCGACGUUAGUUUCGCACCAUCAAUGGAUUAUGUUACUAACGUUUUAUUUCCUAUUAUUAAAAAAAUGGGUAUUAGUUGCUCGGCACAAAUCAAUAAACGAGGUUUUUAUCCGAAAGGCCGUGGAGAAGUAAUACUGAAAAUUGAUCCCAUUAAUGGACCUUUAAAUCCUAUUGUUAUUGAUAAUUUUGGCGAUCAACCGACCAUCAGAGGAAUAGUUUUUUUAUCUGGACCAAGACAUUUAAAUAAUAAGCAUCAAAUAGUAAGUGAUAUAGAAAGUGCUGUUAAAAACAAAUUAAACAACUUUGGUUAUCAUAAAGUUGACGUUGAAACUAAGAUUGAAGAAUCUGAUGGUUCUGGUGGAAGUUUAGUAUUAACUGCUCUAUCAGGAAAGUGUUUACUUGGAACUUCUGCAUUGUACGAUAUGAGAAAAUCGACAGUUCAGAGUAUCUCAAAUGAAGCGUGCAAUAAACUUGUAAAUGAAUUAGAUUCAAAAUCAUGUGUCGACGCUAAUGCUGUGGAUAAUUUAAUUAUAUUUAUGGCACUAGCAAAUGGAAAAUCAAAAGUCAAAUGCAAAGAAAUUACUCUUCAUACCGAAACUGCAAUUCAUAUUGCUAAACAGUUUACUAAUGCUAAAUUUGAAAUUACUCAAACCGAAGAUGGACUGAAGGAAAUUGUUUGUGAAGGUAUUGGAUUUAAACCGACUUAACCUGUAAAUGAUAAAAAUUGUUUUUUGUUAAAAUACUAUAAACUAUUGUAAGUUUUAUUGAGUGGUUCCUGUAAUGUCGAUAAAAUAUAUUGUUUUUUUAAAUUUA
Messenger RNA from Adelges cooleyi (spruce gall adelgid), 1417 nucleotides. It is a transcript of the gene Rtca, whose product is annotated as RNA 3'-terminal phosphate cyclase. The transcript is spliced from 11 exons. Gene Ontology annotation, molecular function: RNA-3'-phosphate cyclase activity. Gene Ontology annotation, cellular component: nucleus. The record is from RefSeq and is a predicted model, not a curated record. Gene Ontology annotation, biological process: RNA processing. The coding region runs from base 91 to 1311 and encodes 406 amino acids. Lineage: Eukaryota; Metazoa; Arthropoda; Insecta; Hemiptera; Adelgidae.